AUGGCUGCCAAGGCAGCACAGGACAGUCAAAUUAUCGUAGAAGGAUGGGUAUUGAAGAAGAGGAGGAAGAAGAUGCAAGGAUUCGCCCGUCGUUACUUCACGCUAUUCCGGUCGGGAGUCUUGUCGUAUUCGUUCCACCCUGGCGAACCACCUCGCGACCAGCUUCUCUUGACACAAGCCGCCAUAGCGACCGCUCCAGGUCGCAAAGACAUCCACAUCGACUCCCGUACCGCGACUUUCCACAUCAAAUGCCUGAGCGACGAGGACUUCAAUAAAUGGAUGUCAGCAUUCCGGACGUACAUCGCUACGGACACUGCGACUGUCGGUCGGAAGUCGUCUAUAUCCAGACCGUCCAGGUCUGGUUCCAGAAAUGCAUAUUACAACCGGUCUGGAGCAUUAGUCGAUGAGAUUGGCACGACCAUAGCCGAGUUGCAGGGCGCGUUUACCGCGCUGCUAGAAGAGGAUGCGAAACGGAGGUACAGCGUUACCUCACGUCCCAGUCUGCACGGCAAAGAACACAGCGGACCUGUGCUAUCGCUUUUUAAGAACAGGAAACCGUUCCAUGGUGCACAGGGAUCCACACAUGAACCAACCGUCGAUGACGGUCACCACUCGGACAGUAGUCAUGGCAGCCCUGUGCUGUCUCCCGCUCAACAGAGGCUUCAAGUGGGGCUUCAGAGCCUGAAAUACCAGCACUCUGCGCUGGUACAAUCGCUCUUUACACAUGCAGAACAAGGACCGUCGCUUCGCGCUUCUCCCCUUCUCGCAACUGCGAAAGAAGAGGAAGAAAUCCAGACGCCUUCAACGGGGUAUAGCACAUUGAGUAGGGCAUCCAAUAGAUCUCACCGCCUGAGCUCGCAGAGCGAGGCGAGUAUCUGGUACGAUGCUGAAGGGUACGACGGACCCGAAGAAUUUAUACUGGACGACACGCCGGCGGAAGAAAGCCCACCGGGCGCUAGCCAACUUUCCAGUGCUGAUGUUGUAUCGACCUCCCCAUCCAAUGACACCGAACUGAAUUCUAGUGCGGUUGAAGCGAACGUGUCGACCUCAACCUCAGUGCAGCAAAUUGUGCGUCGUACUCAACUACCUUCGCCACCCGUUGGCGAUGAAGGUAGCCUCUUCGCUGUGUUGAAGAAGAGCGUUGGGAAGGAUCUUGCCCAGAUCGCACUGCCGGUGACGUUCAAUGAACCGUUGACGCUCUUGCAAAGGAUAGCGGAGGAGGUGGAAUAUUACGACCUGCUUGCCCAAGCAGCGAAAUCCAUAGAUCCAGUGGAGCGGCUUUGUAUUAUUGCUGCAUUUGCGGUCUCAGGGUAUGCAAAUACCAGAUACCGUUCCGGAAGAAAAGGCUUUAACCCAAUGCUCGCAGAGACUUUCGAGGAUCCUCGCAUGCGCUUUAUCGCGGAAAAAGUAAGCCAUAAUCCCGUCGUUCUCGCUUACCAUGCGGAAGGGAAUGAGUGGGAGCUUUACGCCACGUCCAGCGGAAAGACGAAGUUCUGGGGAAAGAGUCUCGAGAUCAUACCGCAAGGUGUCACUCAUCUCGUUGUUGGGAAAGACCGCUAUGAGUGGACGAAGCCUUCUUCCUUCAUGCGGAAUCUUAUGAUGGGCACGAAAUAUCUCGAGCAUUGUGGGAAGAUGACCAUCCAAAAUACGACCACAGGUGCGCGCUGUGUCCUUGAAUUCAAGGAAGCGGGCUACUGGGGCCCCUCCAAUCAGGUCGCUGGUAUCGUUUACUCGCCUGAGGGCAAGACGAUGUCGCACUUGGAGGGCAAAUGGGACGAGCAAAUGGUGCAGAAGCUGGACGCGUCCCACCUUCGCAUACUCUGGCGUAUGACCCCUUUCCCCAAGAACGCCGACGACUACUACGGCUUUACAUACUUCGGUAUAACCCUCAAUGAAAUCACGCAAGACCUGGCGAACAAGCUACCGCCGACCGACUCGCGUCGACGUCCCGAUGUUAGAGCACUGGAAGAGGGCAGCCUAGAUUUGGCCGAGUCAGAGAAGGCACGGGUCGAGGAGUUGCAGCGAGAACGGCGAAGACAAGGGGAAGAACGCAAACCUCGGUGGUUUAAGAAGGUCGGUGAAGAAUGGCAGUACGUGGGCGGGUACUGGGAAGAGCGAGCUAAGGGCUGGGACGGCAUUGCGCCGCUGUGGUGA
Molecule: messenger RNA, 2154 nt
Organism: Phanerochaete carnosa HHB-10118-sp
Lineage: Eukaryota; Fungi; Basidiomycota; Agaricomycetes; Polyporales; Phanerochaetaceae
Exons: 10
Coding region: 1-2154 (717 amino acids)
Biological process (GO): maintenance of cell polarity; piecemeal microautophagy of the nucleus; ER to Golgi ceramide transport
Cellular component (GO): cytosol; perinuclear endoplasmic reticulum; intracellular membrane-bounded organelle
Molecular function (GO): sterol binding
Source: RefSeq, a predicted model, not a curated record